Messenger RNA from Closterium sp. Naga37s-1, 1482 nucleotides. The record is from the annotation of a GenBank genome assembly. NCBI's taxonomy places the organism in Eukaryota, Viridiplantae, Streptophyta, Zygnematophyceae, Desmidiales, Closteriaceae.
AUGGCUGCCAACCCCCCUGCCCCUCUUCCCCCUCCCAUCGACGCCUCUUCAGUCGACAAGCUGCAGCUUGCUGCAGAUCGUUCGGCCAUCAAUUGGCACUCAUUCGUCGGCAGCAUUCGCCGCGUCCUCCAGGAUGCUUUCGUCGGACCCUACUGUGUCCUUGACGUCCUCCUUCGCCGUGCGCACGCCCUCCAGCCGACAUUACCCAAUCACCCUGGUGAACUCCCUCCUCUCCCCGACCCUCCUGGCUCUCCUCCUUCCGAGCCUGAGCUGGUCAGGGCCUCCACCUCUGACCUUCAAGCUGCCGCCGACACCACCUUCCUCCACAACCGCCGCGAGUACCUCGUUUGCAAGGCCGCUCAUGAGGUUGCUGUGCACAACUUCGAGUUCGCAACGGCAGAGCGUGCCACUCGCCAGGCUUUGCUUGACACCUACAACAUGGCCAUGGCACUCCACAUCCCCAACAGCCUCGCCUGGGCCGCUGCCGACAACCGCGCCUGUACCAUCCUCCUUGGUGCACUCCCCGACGCCCUUAUGCGCCGUUUCCAAGCCCGUGAAAUGCGAGCCUCCCUAAUCUGGGCUGAGCUCCAGUCAAUGUUUGAGCGUCGCGACAUCAGCUCUGUCGGCGUUCUCCUCCAGGAGUACUUCUCCAUUACCCUCGCUACCUGUGACGGCACAGUCGACUACGUCGGGCGCAUGCAGGAAGUUGCUGAUCGCCUUGCGGCCCGUCAGUGCGUCCUCCCUGAGCCGCUGCAGAUCCACCGCAUGCUCUUCAACCUCACACCGGACUAUGAGUCCUGUCUGCAUGCCUUCACUGAGGCACACCCCCUUGCUGGCCUCGACCCGGUGGUCCAGUGGAUCAUUGAUACGGAGGUCAAGCUCCGCACUCCCAUUGUCAACCUCACCACCCCCCAGUCCUCCUCCUCCCCCUCCCUCAAUGCCACACAGCCGCGCAACCCAGGUGGUCGCAACGGCGGAGGAGGUGGUCGUGGAGGGGGCGGCGGUGGUGGUGGUGGUCGGGGCGGUAGUGGUGGCCGUGGUGGCCGUGGUGGAGGUGGUGGUGGUGGUGCUGGCAGUACCGCUCCUGGAGGCCCCCCUGGUGCCAGUGGUGCUGUCCAGCAGGAGGGGCAGCAGCGGCAGCCGCAGCCGGGGCCGCAGCAGCAGCAGCAGCAGCAGGGGCAGCAGCAGCAGCCGGGGUCGCAGCAGCAGCAGAAGGGGCAGCAGCAGCUGCAGGGGCAGCAGCAGCAGCAGCAUCUGCAGGGGCAGCAGCAGCAGCAGCAGCAGCAGCAGCAGUGGCAGCAGCAGCAGCAGGGGCAGCAGCAGCAGCAGGGGCAGCAGCAGCAGCAGCAACCGCAGGGGCAGCAGCAGCAGCAGCAGCAGCAGCAGGGGCCGCGGCAACAGCAGCAGCACGGUCAGCAGCAGCAGCAACAGCAGCAGCACCAGCAGCAGCAGCAGCAGCAGCAGCAGCGGCGCCCUCCUUGA